Macrosteles quadrilineatus (aster leafhopper) is the source of this 436-nucleotide messenger RNA. RefSeq lists its product as uncharacterized. The transcript has 3 exons. The record is from RefSeq and is a predicted model, not a curated record. Bases 15 to 380 code for a protein of 121 amino acids. Lineage: Eukaryota; Metazoa; Arthropoda; Insecta; Hemiptera; Cicadellidae.
GUCACCAACCACAAAUGAUUCGUUUGGUUCUAGUUUCUCCCUUCAUUGUGAUCUUGGGUUUCUACGAAGCCAAAGGUGCACCAAAUGAACUUUCACUCAAGAAUGACGAGACAAGUCCUCCCUAUCGACCAAUUGAAGGAACAAGUUAUUUGCAAUCUGUUGAUCGUCUUGUGGAACUUUCUAAUGGGUCUGUCCUGUUUGCCCUGAAAUUAUUUGUAAAUCAUCCUGUGGCUGGGGCAAUUGUGAUUGCACGAGCUGUGGCUUACAAAGUAGAAAAAGGUGAGGAAGCUUUCGGUAGCGCAGCACUAAAAACUGUCAGUUACGUAGCAGAAAAAGUUGAGGCAGCUGCCAAAUCCAGAUUCCAAAAUGAGGUAAACUAGGCAUUAUUUUCGUAAAAACAAGCAGAUGAAUUGAAUAGUACCUUUUAGUGGGAAAG